Messenger RNA from Lutra lutra (Eurasian river otter), 3249 nucleotides. RefSeq names its product ring finger protein 214 (gene RNF214). Lineage: Eukaryota; Metazoa; Chordata; Mammalia; Carnivora; Mustelidae. Bases 187 to 2694 code for a protein of 835 amino acids. Gene Ontology annotation, molecular function: ubiquitin-protein transferase activity. The transcript has 15 exons. The record is from RefSeq and is a predicted model, not a curated record.
CGGGAGGGGAGCGUGCGGGCGUGCUGGGCUCCGCUCGCCUGGCCCCACCGCCCCGAGUUGUCGGGGUGUCUUCAGCGGGGGCCCUGUCCGGAGGGACGGUCUUGCCCUUCAUGGCGUCCUCUGGAAAGGGUGUCUCGGUUGCGACCUUUUUAAAAACACCUCGUUCCUCUUCUCUCUCUGAUCGCCAUGGCCCCGACUCUCCCUGGGACCUUCCCAGAGGAGCUCCUCCCUCCGCCGGGUCUCCUUCCUUCUCGCCGUCGCCUCUCUCUCCCUCCCCGCUUCCCCGGGAGGGUCCACUUGUACGUUAGGGGGCUUCCGCGGAGUCCGCGGCUCCUCCGCGGUGCCGGCUCUGGCCGCCAGAGGGCGCCGUCGGGGGCGGCGCAGUGCCGCCGAGGCCGCUCCUCUCCAGACCGAGCCUCGCCCGCUCCGCUCGCGCCGCCGGAAGUGGGAGGUGCGGUGCGCGGGCCGGCGCUCGACCCCUCCCCCGAGGCUCGGCCGCCCCCUCCCCCCGCUCCGCCCGCUCAGGUGCGUCCCGUCCCUCCCCCACUGCCUCCCGGGGGCGCGGCGCGGGAGAGCAUGAUGGCGGCGGCGUCUGAGGUAGCUGGUGUGGUGUCCAGUGCCCCCAAUCCUCCAGAAUCCUCCUCUAGUUUAUGUGCUUCCAAAUCAGACGAAGGUCUCCCAGAUGGUCUAAGCCCCAAAGACCCUGCACAGAAGCACAAGAACUCGCCUCUGUCGAGUGUAAGUAGCCAAACGAUAACCAAGGAGAAUAACAGAAAUGUCCAUUUGGAACACCCAGAGCAGAAUCCUGGUUCAUCAGCAGGUGACACUUCAGCAGCGCACCGGGCGGUUUUAGGAGAAAACUUGCUAGCCACAGCCCUUUGUCUUUCUGGCGGUGGGUCUCAGUCUGAUUUGAAGGACGUGGCCGACACAGCAGGAGAGGAGGGGGACACAUGCCUCCGGGAGAACCUCCAUCCUGUCACUCGGUCUCUUAAGGCAGGGGGCCAUACAAAGCAGCUUGCCUCCGGGAAUUGUUCUGAAGAGAAAUCCCCACCAGCCUCCAUCCUAAAGGAAGGUAGCAGGGACACAGGCUUGGAUUUCCGACCUGUGGUGCCUCCAGCAAAUGGGGUUGAAGGAGUCAGAGUGGAUGAGGAUGAUCAGGAUAGCUCUGCCCUGAAGCUUUCUCAGAACAUUGCUGUACAGACUGACUUUAAGACGGCCGAUUCAGAGGUAAACACGGAUCAAGAUAUUGAAAAGAAUCUGGACAAAAUGAUGACAGAGAGAACACUGUUGAAGGAGCGUUACCAGGAGGUCCUGGACAAGCAGAGGCAAGUGGAGAAUCAGCUCCAAGUGCAAUUAAAGCAGCUCCAGCAAAGGAGAGAAGAAGAAAUGAAGAAUCACCAGGAGAUACUAAAAGCUAUCCAGGAUGUAACAAUAAAGCGAGAAGAAACAAAGAAGAAGAUAGAGAAAGAAAAGAAGGAGUUUUUGCAGAAGGAGCAGGAUCUGAAAGCUGAAAUCGAGAAGCUUUGUGAGAAGGGCAGAAGAGAAGUGUGGGAAAUGGAACUGGAUAGACUCAAGAAUCAGGAUGGCGAAAUAAAUCGGAACAUUAUGGAAGAGACAGAGCGGGCCUGGAAGGCAGAGAUCUUAUCACUAGAGAGUCGGAAGGAGUUGCUGGUAUUGAAACUAGAAGAAGCAGAAAAAGAGGCAGAAUUGCACCUUACUUACCUUAAGUCAACCCCCCCAACACUAGAGACAGUUCGUUCCAAACAGGAGUGGGAGACAAGGCUGAACGGAGUUCGGAUGAUGAAAAAGAAUGUUCGGGACCAGUUUAACAGUCAUAUCCAGUUGGUGAGGAACGGAGCCAAGCUGAGCAGCCUUCCUCAAAUCCCUACGCCCACUUUGCCUCCACCCCCAUCAGAGACAGACUUCAUGCUUCAGGUGUUUCAGCCGAAUCCGUCUCUGCCUCCUCGGAUGCCCUUCUCCAUUGGGCAGGUCACAGUGCCCAUGGUUAUGCCCAGCGCAGAUCCCCGCUCCUUGUCUUUCCCAAUCCUAAACCCUGCCCUUACCCAGCCCAGCCAGCCUUCCCCACCCCUUCCUGGCUCCCAUGGGAGAAGUAGCCCUGGCUUGGGUUCCCUCGUUGGCCCCCACGGUCCACACAUGCCCCCUGCUGCCUCCAUCCCGCCUCCCCCAGGCUUGGGUGGUGUUAAGGCUUCUACUGAAACUCCCCGGCCCCAACCAGUAGACAAACUGGAGAAGAUCCUGGAGAAGCUACUGACUCGCUUCCCCCAAUGCAACAAGGCCCAGAUGACCAACAUUCUUCAGCAAAUCAAGACCGCACGGACCACCAUGGCAGGCCUGACCAUGGAGGAACUGAUCCAGUUGGUAGCAGCCCGCCUGGCCGAACACGAGCGGGUGGCAGCCAGUACUCAGCCCCUCGGUCGGAUCCGGGCCUUGUUCCCUGCUCCGCUGACCCAAAUCAGUACCCCAAUGUUCUUGCCUUCUGCCCAAGUUUCGUAUCCUGGAAGGUCUUCACAUGCUCCAGCCACCUGUAAGCUGUGUCUAAUGUGCCAGAAGCUUGUCCAGCCCAGCGAGCUGCACCCAAUGGCUUGUACCCAUGUGCUACACAAGGAGUGUAUCAAAUUCUGGGCCCAGACCAACACAAAUGACACUUGUCCCUUUUGUCCAACUCUUAAAUGACGGACCUGACUGGGGAGGAAGAAGAGGAGAAACUGAUGUGAACAGGAAGCGCGGGUUCAAGAUUUCUAAAACUCUAUAUUUAUACAGUGACCUAUACUCAUGCCAUGUACAUUUUUAUUAUAUAGGUAAUGUGUGUAUAGAAAGUCUGUAUUCAAAUGUUCGUAAAUGAAAGUAUGUAUAUUAUGCAGAAAUGGUCUCUCCCCCUCCCCUUGCAGUUCCUUCGAGGGAUGCAGAUUUAGCUGAUGUUUAGUUUGCCCUUGAAAUUACGAUAUUCUUGCCUAGGGCUGUUUUCAAGUACAAUAUAAAAACCAUCUAGGAAGCUGCUGUUGCUCUAAGGCCAUCCUGCUUUGAUUUGGCUCAGCCUCUAGUUCAUUUUCUUAAGGCUCAUGUAUGCAGAUUUGAACCCUGGUGCUCACCUGCUGUCCAACCAGAUGCCUUGCUUACCGAAAGCCCACGGAAGCCCCAGUGUUGUUCUAGCCACUCAACGCCAAAUGGAUAAAAUGAGACCGAUGGAGAAAAAAAAAUGUAACCCUAAUAGUUUGAAUUUCCAUUGAA